Chaetomium fimeti is the source of this 715-nucleotide messenger RNA. RefSeq lists its product as uncharacterized. The record is from RefSeq and is a predicted model, not a curated record. The transcript has a single exon. The coding region runs from base 334 to 555 and encodes 73 amino acids. NCBI's taxonomy places the organism in Eukaryota, Fungi, Ascomycota, Sordariomycetes, Sordariales, Chaetomiaceae.
CACGGUACAUAGGCCUUGCUUGUUACUCCAUAUGCUUUUAUCGCCAGUAAUGAACAUAUCUUCUGCAGCAGCGACCCCGCGAGCGAUAUCCAUUUAUCUACCCAUCCUGCCCCAGUCUGGCUGACCGUCUCGCUCCUCGGGGACUCACCCCCCACAAGACAGAACAUACCAUACCUGCCUAUCCGAACCAGAGUAAACUAAACUAACGUCAAGUGAACUCUGCUCGUGCGACCACACACAGACUAAUUGACUGACUGACUGACAACAUUGGUCGACGUCCGACGCUGUGGAACACCCGUCGUUUUCUGAUCGCUGGACGUACACAUAUAUGUAAUGCACAUGCAACGGAGGGCGUACAUGCACGGGGAUCUAGGUUGGGGAUGGUUAGUGGCCUUGUGUGUGUGCCCAUGGCAUGUGAUGCGUGCGGUAGGGUAUGGCCAUCAGUAUGUGCGCGCAAAGAUAUAUAUUUGUAUAUACGGGAAUGUGGGAUCGGGGAUGGAGGGGUACAUGGGACGGAAUAGGGGGUUCGUUGCCCCUGGCGACGGGUCUGCGUGAUUAAUUAGGUGCGGAUGUGGUUGACUAUACCGGUAGUUAGGCACACAUCGCCGAGUUUGACUAACAUGUCUGUAAGUUAUUUUGAGAAGUCAUAGGUGGUGAGUAGCAAGGGUAACCACGCCAACGAUGGCAACUGGUGGGGAAACACAGACGCCGUUUC